Messenger RNA from Epinephelus lanceolatus (giant grouper), 5393 nucleotides. Its product is annotated as V-type proton ATPase 116 kDa subunit a 1-like. Lineage: Eukaryota; Metazoa; Chordata; Actinopteri; Perciformes; Serranidae. Gene Ontology annotation, molecular function: ATPase binding; proton-transporting ATPase activity, rotational mechanism. The record is from RefSeq and is a predicted model, not a curated record. Gene Ontology annotation, cellular component: plasma membrane; vacuolar proton-transporting V-type ATPase complex; vacuolar proton-transporting V-type ATPase, V0 domain. Gene Ontology annotation, biological process: vacuolar acidification; proton transmembrane transport.
CUAACUUGACGCACCGUCCCGGACCUCAGCAUCCAGCAUCCUCCAGGCCACAGAGAACUGACCAGUAGCGUCAUAUAUAGGUGUGGUGUUUCUUUAUUCUAGCUGUGGUGGAGUGUGGUUGUCAUCAUGGGGGAACUGUUCAGGAGCGAGGAGAUGACCCUGGCCCAGCUCUUUCUCCAGUCAGAGGCAGCCUACUGCUGCGUCAGUGAGCUGGGAGAACUGGGCAUGGUCCAGUUUAGAGAUUUGAAUCCGGACGUAAACGUGUUCCAGCGCAAAUUUGUGAAUGAAGUGAGGAGAUGUGAGGAGAUGGACAGGAAACUGAGGUUUGUGGAGAAGGAGAUCAAGAAAGCUAAUAUCCCAACUGUGGACACUGGAGAAAAUCCAGAGGUGCCUUUUCCCAGGGACAUGAUUGAUCUCGAGGCCACCUUUGAGAAGCUGGAGAAUGAACUGAAGGAGAUCAACACCAACCAGGAAGCCCUGAAGAAGAACUUCCUGGAGCUGACGGAGCUCAAACACAUCCUCCGUCGAACACAGCAGUUCUUUGAUGAGAUGGAGGAUCCCAACCUGCUGGAGGAGUCAUCAGCCCUGAUGGAGGGUAGUGAGGGGGGCCGCGGGGCCCCGCUCAGACUGGGGUUUGUGGCUGGAGUGAUCAGCAGGGAGAGAAUUCCAACUUUUGAGAGGAUGCUGUGGAGAGUGUGUCGCGGUAAUGUCUUCUUAAGGAAGGCAGAGAUUGAGGACCCUCUGGAGGACCCUGCCACGGGAGACCAAGUCCACAAAUCAGUCUUCAUCAUCUUCUUCCAAGGUGACCAGCUGAAGAACAGGGUGAAGAAGAUCUGUGAGGGGUUCCGUGCCUCACUCUACCCUUGUCCAGAGACCCCACAGGAAAGGAAGGAGAUGCUGGCUGGAGUAAAUAGCCGCAUCGAGGACCUUCAGAUGGUGCUCAACCAAACAGAGGACCACCGUCAGCGAGUGCUGCAGGCUGCCUCCAAGACCAUGCGGGUAUGGUUCAUCAAGGUGAGGAAGAUGAAGGCCAUCUACCACACACUCAACCUGUGCAACAUCGACGUCACCCAGAAGUGUCUGAUCGCUGAGGUGUGGUGUCCCGUCUCAGACCUGGACUCCAUCCAGUUCGCUCUGCGCAGGGGGACCGAGAGAAGCGGCUCCACAGUGCCGUCCAUUCUCAACAGGAUGCAGACCAAGCAAACUCCACCUACUUUCAAUAAGACCAACAAGUUCACGUCAGGCUUCCAGAACAUCGUUGACGCCUACGGCAUUGGGAGCUACCGGGAAAUCAAUCCAGCUCCAUACACUAUCAUUACUUUCCCCUUCCUGUUUGCGGUGAUGUUUGGUGACAUGGGUCAUGGCCUUCUGAUGACCUGCGCUGCUCUCUACCUGGUCAUCCGAGAGAGUCGCCUCCUCGCCCAGAAGCGUGACAACGAGAUGUUCAACAUGGUGUUUGCUGGUCGCUACAUCAUCCUGCUGAUGGGGAUCUUCUCCAUGUACACUGGAAUCAUCUACAACGACUGCUUCUCCAAGUCACUCAACAUGUUCGGCUCUGGAUGGAGCGUCAGGCCCAUGUUUGGCCCCAAAGGAGCCAACUGGUCGUUUGAGACCCUUGAUGAAAAUGCAGUUCUCCAGUUAGACCCAGCUGUUCCUGGUGUGUUCAACGGGCCUUAUCCACUCGGAAUUGAUCCGAUCUGGAAUGUUGCUACCAACAAGUUGACCUUCCUGAACUCAUUCAAGAUGAAGAUGUCCGUAAUCCUGGGCGUCAUCCAUAUGCUGUUUGGAGUAUCUCUCAGUCUCUUCAACCACCUAUACUUCAAGAAGCCGCUGAACAUCUUCCUGGGCUUCAUCCCAGAGAUCGUCUUCAUGUCCACUCUGUUUGGCUACCUCGUUCUGCUGGUCUUCUACAAGUGGACAGCCUAUGACGCAUACACCUCCAAGGAUGCGCCCAGCCUGCUCAUCCACUUCAUCAACAUGUGUCUGUUCAACUACAACGACCCCACCAGCAAGCCCCUCUACAGGGGACAGAUGGGGAUCCAGGUUUUGUUGGUGCUGAUUGCCCUUGCAUGUGUUCCCUGUAUGCUGAUUGUGAAAACUAUGGUGCUUCGGCGUCAGCACCUGUGGAAAAAGCACCUGUCCCAGAAGAGGGAAGAAACCCCUGCAGAGAAUCUAGAGCAGUCUUUAGAGCAAACAGGCGUGUCCUCAUCAUGCACCGGACUCACCCAACAGGGCACGCAGAAGUUCGGAGGGGUGCGGGUGGGCAACGGGCCCACGGAGGACGAGGCUGGCAUCAUGGACCACGACCAGCUCUCCCAGCACUCAGAGGAAGGAGAUGAGCACUCAGAAGAAGAACCGUUUAACUUUGGUGACGUAGCUGUCCACCAAGCCAUCCACACCAUAGAGUACUGCCUAGGAUGCAUCUCCAACACAGCCUCCUACCUGCGCCUCUGGGCCCUCAGCCUGGCUCAUGCACAGCUGUCUGAGGUGCUCUGGUCCAUGGUGAUGCACCUGGGUCUGUCGUCCCGGAGCGGAGGCGGGUUCUUUGGCCUGUCAAUCAUCUUCUCGGCCUUCGCCACCCUGACUGUUGCCAUCCUGCUCAUCAUGGAGGGGCUGUCAGCCUUCCUGCAUGCCCUGCGUCUGCACUGGGUGGAGUUCCAAAACAAGUUCUACUCUGGCCAGGGCUUCAAGUUUGUCCCCUUCUCAUUUGAGAGCAUCUUAGAGGGACGAUUUGACGAGUGAUCAGCUCCUCCAGCAGAGUCCCCACCCUUCCCUCUUCUCUUCUGUGUUUGUGUGCAUGAGCCCAAGUGCAGCCCUCUGUCACCCUCUAGUGGUCAUUUGUGGAACUUGUACUGUGUAAUGAACGAUAAUGUGGUCCUUGUGAAGGGUUUUUCCAGUGCAUAUGUGCCAAGCUGUACCCAUACUGGAGCUUCUAUUGCUGUGGCACAGUACCAUCACUGUACUCAGCACUCAGCACGUUCACCACUGCUCUAACAACAUCUCCUCUGCCAGCUUUCCUCCUAAGAUACCCAUUACCAAACACACUCGGCGGGGUCUGUGUUCUUGUAGACGAAAUUGGCUUAAAGGCAGUAGUGGACAAGUCGCCAUUACAGCAGUGGCACAGCACUCAUAUAUACACCCAUAACAUUGUAAUGUAUGCAAAGUGCUGUUUUCCAAGAAAUCUGUCCUGUAAUACCUGUUAGGUUUUGAAAGUAUAGUCACAUUAAGGUUCUAAUCUACAAAAUGUAAACUUUUCAACAAAAUUCAGCCCAGUUUUAACAGACAGCUAGAUACCUUAUCUGUUCUUUGCUGUUAUCAGCUGCUCCAACAACAAAGUGACACUUAAAAUAGAAAGUGUAAUUUUACUUUUCUAAAAAUCAAUUUUCAUUAAACCCCCUCAUGUUUAGAUCACAUUCUGAGCAGCUUGCCAUGAAAAGACUGGGUGAUCUGCCUACACUGGGCCAUUGGUAAGCCACCAACCUACUGAGUUCUUAGUAUGGCACAGUUUUUGUCUGGAUGAAAAAUUCCCCUUUAACAGUAUCUUGUACUGUUAAGUUAUGCAUUUCUUAUAAUUCCAAUGUAAGAAAUCAUGGAGUUUAAUUAUUUAAACCAGAGCUAGCCAGUACUGCUGCUGGGUUAAUGAGUUUGUCCACAUAGCACUCUCACAUCCAGACUGUGGAGGUUGGACAGAAGCACUACAUUCAUGUUAUUUUUUCCCUAAAUUCUGACUCACAACCCAUGUCAGACUAGUGCUUUGUGACUGUAUGACAUCCAGAUUCACACAGACUAACUCCAUCUGUCAGAGGUAACACAUAAAUAAACUUUGGUUUUUGGUGUUAUGUCCUCUCCUGACAAACUGCACUUUCCAAUUUGCUGGAGGAGGGCUGAGAAGUCUUGUCUGAGUGGUUCAGUGGUGUCAGGUCAGACAAACUGAACCAAUCCAAAUUCGAAAUAAACUACACCAAACCUGUGUCCUGUGAAGGCACAUUAUGUAUAUGCACAGCUUGGAACAGUAAGGCAGUGGAAAAACCUUUGAAGAGUCAUCCUGCUCAUGAAAAUGACUGUACGAUCAGCUGUGGACCAUUGUAGAAAUCCCAGUGUUUACUCAAAGCUUGAAGUUUUAUUGCACCUCUGUUGUUCCAUCCAAAAGAAUUGACAAAUCAUCAGACAGUGCAGGGAAUAACACAAGACAGAAGAUCUGUUCUACAGUACAUUUGUGUGCAGUAAGGAUACAUUUCAUAGGUAAAUACAGUAUUAAAUGCCCAAUCGUGGUAACUGCUGAAAUCUCAGAUUGUGGUGUUAUUGCUACAAAGGGGUCUCACAAACAGUCAGGUGAAACAUAUUUGGAAGAGAAAAUGAAGGCAAACUGUAAUUGUGAUUAAAGCUUAUAGACCAACUUUCUGCCUCAAGUUUGACUGUACAGAGUCUCAGAUCUCAGCAGUUACUAAAAUUAAGACUCAAGCUGCAAUAAGAAUAAUAUUAUAAUACUUAUGCCACAACUACCACUUACAAUGGGUUGUAAAGUGUAGUUUCUGUCAUGAAGUGGCGUAAUGGAGAGUUGGGCCAUGAUUUAACAGCUGGCAAGAUUUGUAAUAUGACUAGCUGUGACAAAGCAAUAUGACGCCUCUUAGUAUUUGUUUAGUUAGUCCAGAAAUCACAUUGUUCAUUCUAAACUCCAGUUUAUAAAAUAUAUAUAAUACUAAAUAGAAUAUAGUAUGGAUCAUAUUGAUACACUGAUUAGUUGACCCAGUGUUAUGCUGAGAGGAGAACAGAGCUGACCUUGAUGUUGAUCUGUAACUUCCCUGUGCUCAUUUUGUGUGAAUUGAUGUUGUGAAGCAGUUGAGGAGGUGAAAUGAUGCGUUUAGCCUAAAAUAUCUAAAAGUUCAUUGUUUGAAAUCACUUCCAGUUGCUUAGACAUGUGGGAGAGGAUGAUAUCACUCUGGAAAAAAAUAUGACAUUGUCCAUCUUUGUUUUUUGUUUUUUGUUUUUUUUUAAAGUACACUAGUUUACAUAUCGUAGCUUUAAUUUUAUUUUGUUGUGCAACAUUGUUCAACAAAUGACUUGAGUUAAAUAAGAUAAAGACUUAAAAAUGUCCUGUACUGCAAUGAAACACCUCUCUUCUGUUCAAACUUAAGCACAGUUUGAAUUCACAAUAGCAAUCAUGUUGGUUUGAUAAUCAAAGUUAUUGAUACCGUAUUUGAUUUUCAUUAUUUUUAUGAUGUUGUUGGUGUUUACACGAAAGGUUUUGGUUAAUUUGUAUUCCCAUUCUUAUGCCAAAAGUCUGAAGAAGAAAAGAGGCUCAAAACAACACGUGCAACUGAUGUAGGUCAGUGACUGGUGAUAUGGAAGCUAAUGUGUCUUUGAUCAAUAAUAAACAGAGACCAGGGGAUUCA